Molecule: messenger RNA, 1287 nt
Organism: Aspergillus mulundensis
Lineage: Eukaryota; Fungi; Ascomycota; Eurotiomycetes; Eurotiales; Aspergillaceae
Product: NAD(P)/FAD-dependent oxidoreductase
Exons: 2
Coding region: 1-1287 (428 amino acids)
Molecular function (GO): L-pipecolate oxidase activity; flavin adenine dinucleotide binding; proline dehydrogenase activity
Source: RefSeq, a predicted model, not a curated record
AUGACCAACCAGAAGAUGGACUCCAUUUUGAUUAUCGGUGCCGGGGUGUUUGGCCUGUCGACAGCGCUCGAGCUGACCAGGAGGGGAUACACAAACAUCACUGUGCUCGACCGCCAUGUCCCGCCGGUUGUCGACGGAAGCAGUGUUGACAUUUCGCGCAUUAUACGUGCAGACUAUGCUGAUCCCGUCUACGCGCAGAUGGCCUUGGAGGCCUACAAGGGCUGGACGAGCACAUACUCCGACUUCUACUACGAGUCCGGUUUCGUUUUGAUAUCCGAGACCGCCUCCAACCCGUACAUUGAGAAGUCAAAACAGAACAUCCUUGACAAGGGCGGUCGUGUCCGUGAGUUCUCUAAUAUCAGACAGAUGCGCGCUCUUUACCCCGGUAUUGAAGCCGACCUGCCAUCCGCGCAGGGAUACAACAACCCCGUCGGAGGAUGGGCGGACGCAGCGGGAAGCAUCGGACGUUUGGCUUCCCAGUGUAGCGUUGCGGGCGUAUCCUUCAUCACCGGCCGUCGUGGAACAGUACAUUCACUACGUAGGUCCGCUGAUCGUGUCGUUGGCGUCAACCUUGCGGACGGAACACACCUCCUCGCGUCGCAAGUCAUCCUCGCCACAGGCGCAUGGUCAAACCGCCUCAUCGAUCUCUCGCACACUGCAUCCUCCUCUGGCCAACCCGUCGGCUUCAUCCAACUCACCGCUGAUGAGGCCGUCAAGUUUGCUAAGACGCCUGUCAUGAUCAACAUGACAUCCGGCGUGUUCUCUUUCCCGCCCACACCUGGAACAAACAUCUUGAAGCUCGCCCGCCACGGUUACGGCUUCGCCACUGAAGUCAAGUCUGAAGCAACCGGUCGCACUAUCUCAGGCCCCAGGCGAGACUCCAGCAAUGCAGCUUCUGGAUUUCUACCUGACGACGCGGAUGCAGGCCUCCGAGAUGGCUUGAAGAGUCUUUUCCCCAGCUUGGCCGAUCGGCCUUGGAUCAACCGCAGGCUGUGCUGGUACACAGACACUCCGACUGGAGACUUCAUCAUUGACCGUCAUCCAGCAUUGGAAGGCCUUUUUGUUGCUACGGGCGGUGCGGGGCACGCAUUCAAAUUCCUCCCCGUCCUAGGUAAAUACGUUGCCGAUUGCUUUGAGGACCGCGCAUCCAACGAGCUGCGCCAGAAAUGGAGGCUGAAGGCGCCUGAGAAGGAGAGUGUAGGUGGUUCGGUGGUUAUGUCUGGAGACGGCAGCCGCGGAGGACCGCCUCUGCGGAAGUUGUCGGUGUUGGAGCAGUCGAAGUUGUGA